AUGUUUUGCAGCGUCUACAACCGAGCACAGUUGGGAUCACGCAGUCCCCAUCCUGGAAGGCGAGUAGCACCGACAGCACCAAAGCCUUUCGUACUCUCUUUCAUGCCCCUCUGCCAGCUCAAGGGCAAACUAAUCGUCCGUGCCCUUCCUUGGUUAGCAAAAUCACGACGAUUUAGCUACUCCAUGCCGAACGCGCUCAAUAUGGCUUUCGAUUUCCCCCUAUUCCUCCACACUUAUUUAGUCGGAAUGACAGCGGUUUUUUAUUUCCUGAUGCGAUACAUGUAUGGUCAACGCCGUCGCGUCCUCGGUCCACGUCCUCGAGUUGGGGCUGAUCAGAUGGGCUUUUUCUCCUAUAUUCCGUUCCUUCGGUCCAUGGUCGGUUCAAAAUCGUCCGCGUCGCCAAAACCACGCUUUUCUACUGGAUCUGAGAGCGGUACGGACAAUUCUAGGGUGAUAGAAGUUUAUGAAUCUACUUCAAGAAUGCCUAGUAUUGGAACAGCUGAGAAAUGUAGGUCCCACUCUCCUUUGGCGGUCGUCGUGAACGAUGGCAGAACGACAAUCAGCCUUAAGGCCGAGCAUUCUGCUUUUGUCUUCACACUAAACUCACUUGAUAGAAGGUGGGUCUUGCAUUCUUUGGUGGAUAUAAAACGACGAUUCACCGGUCUUCGUAAUCAGCAAUCGAACGAUGCCACGGAUAUUUGGUACAGCAAGGAUUUGUUCUGUCUGGUUGUAUCACCUCAGCCUGCACGGUGUCGUCCUCUGGUCUGUAUGAAGCAGGCCCAAUUAAAGCCAACUUGGAUAAUCGUUUUCCUGUAUCCCCCUUCGGUGCACAGCUGCCAUGCAACCCGAAGGAAGCAUGAGGACGAGGAGACUGCCAGGUUGUCCAAGCCUAGACAGGGGAAGUCGAGAUGCAUAGGUCGGGUUCGAACUACGGACCUUCCGGUCGGUAAAUUCGAGCUGUAG
Molecule: messenger RNA, 963 nt
Organism: Opisthorchis viverrini
Lineage: Eukaryota; Metazoa; Platyhelminthes; Trematoda; Opisthorchiida; Opisthorchiidae
Exons: 6
Coding region: 1-963 (320 amino acids)
Source: RefSeq, a predicted model, not a curated record